AUGGGAGAGUGGAGGGAGCGACAAGCCAAAGACCCAGACCUGGCCCUGCUACGCCAAUGGAAAGGGCAGCAGCAGACUCGACCAGAGGUGGGAAGCUGUCCCCCAGAUGGAACCCGGAACUCUAUGUCGUCGUGGCUCCGCUCCGCAAAGAACAUCCGGUCGGGACCAGGCCAGGAGCAGAUCCGCGGGACCAGGCCAGGAGCAGAUCCGCGGGACCAGGCCGGUGCGGAUCAGCGGGACCAGGCCAGGAGCAAAUGCGCGGGACCAGGCCGGUGGGGAUCAGCGGGACCAGGCCAGGAGCAGAUCCGCGGGACCAGGCCGGUGCAGAUCCGCGGGACCAGGCCGGUGCGGAUCAGCGGGACCAGGCCGGUGCGGAUCAGCGGGACCAGGCCUGGAGCGGAGCAGCGGGACCAGGCCGGUGCGGAUCAGCGGUACCAGGCCGGUGCGGAUCAUCGGGACCAGGCCAGGAGCGGAGCAGCGGGACCAGGCCCGGAGCGAAUCAGCAGGAACCAGUCUGCAGGGGCAGGAGACCCAGAAACGCCCAGACAAGCUAAGACGCCAAACCGAGGGCCCAGACCAGCGGGAGGCGGGGGACACGCGCAGUCUUCCAGAGACAGACUGUGGUCCAUUGUUUUAGCUCCAGACUUUAAUCUCCUUUUUUAA
This is a messenger RNA of Knipowitschia caucasica, 663 nucleotides long. The record is from the annotation of a GenBank genome assembly. Lineage: Eukaryota; Metazoa; Chordata; Actinopteri; Gobiiformes; Gobiidae.